Ectocarpus sp. CCAP 1310/34 is the source of this 855-nucleotide messenger RNA. Lineage: Eukaryota; Phaeophyceae; Ectocarpales; Ectocarpaceae. The record is from the annotation of a GenBank genome assembly.
AUGAGAGAAUUCGGACCCGGGCUUGCCGGCGUCGGGCACGGCUGCGAGAACGGCGAAGAAACCGCUAAGGAAAAGAAGCGAUCUGCGGGCGAUCUGCUGUCGGGGGAGUGUAAGGGCGGGGAGAACGCCACCACCAGUGGUCAAAACCGGCAUGAAGAGUCCGGGGUCGCAGAGGAGCAAGGGGGCGCGGCGAAUGGUGGUGCCAUGGACUGGGGUACAGGGACGCCGGUGUCGGCACGUUUCGCGAGGCUGAAGACAGUAGACCGCGGUUCCGGACAGAUACCGGUCUCAGACGACGAGUGCCCCCACGCAGGGCUGGUGACAACGGCGAGCAUAGUGGUAGGGGCGUCGGACGGGAUCGUGAGAUUUCUGGGCGGACCGAAGAUGCGGCACUGCGGCAGUUUCGUCUCCCUUUCCGAGGACGAUGUUUUGUCCAUCCUCGAGCUGCUCGGUUAUCGCUCGUCGCAGGUUCUCGGGCACGUGAACCACACGAUGGCGGACCUCCGCUCCAGGUUGCGGCGGGAGUGGCGGCUCCACCCGCUCACACCCGGACACCUCGCCAAGAGAACGCUGGAAUUUUUACAAUGGGGCAGGAUCGGUCCUGGAUCCAAGAACAAUGCGGACGCCUGCAUCGUCUUCCGAGGAGGCGUAACGCACGCAGUGAACAACCUUUAUGGGCAGGUUUUUGGGUGGGAAUGGGAGGGUGAGCUGUACCGCCUAUUUCGGGAACGAAGCCUUCUGCGGACCAUUGUGACCCGGCGAGAUCCGAUGACGCUUGGGAUUCAUGGCGCCGAGGUCGUUCGGGAUUGCGUGGUGAGCGAGGGGGAUCUCAAAGAAUUUUUCCUUUCGAAGUGA